AUGCCUAUAUGUAGAUCAAGCAAAAAGAAGUGUAAAGCAGCAACAGAAGUUCAGUUAGAAGUCGAAGAGAAAAAAGUAGAACCGAAACCGGUAGAAGUUCAGUUGGAAGUUGAAAAAAGUGGGAAGUCGCAAGCAACAAAAAAGAGUCAAGAAGAAGGGGAAGAAGACGAUUCGAAGCUAAAGUCAGCAGCAAAAAUUUCAGUGGAAGUUGAGAAAAUUGGAUUAAAGUUGAUAGAGUCUGAAGAUUUUAACGUGAACAAUAUGCAGUCAACAUCAAGUGUAUGCAGUAAUUCGGCGAAUUCAGUUGAAUUUCUCGAAAUGUUAAGAAUUCUAGAAGCCAAUUAUGACGGUAUAACAGUUCCAAUCAGAACGUGGCUGGAGAAUUUCAACGAAAAUGCGUCUGCGUACGAUUUAACGGAAAAACAGAAGUAUGUGAAUGCAAGAAAUAAGAUGAGAGGAACAGCCAAAUUAUUCCUCGAAACAGUCAGCGUCUCAAACUAUGAAGCUUUAUGUGAAGCACUAGUCGAAGAGUUUGACGUGAUACUUAGCAGUGCCGACGUUCAUCAGAAGUUGAUACAACGGAAAAAGAGAAAUGAAGAGAAUUUUCACGAGUACGUACUUCAAAUGAGGAAGCUAGCAGCGCUAGGAACGGUGGAAGAUGAAUCAGUCAUUCGAUAUAUCGUGGAUGGUCUAAAGGUACGUGACGACUUGAAAUACCCUUUAUAUAGCGCCAAAACUUUUAAAGAGCUGCGAGAUCGUUUCGAAGUUAUACAGCAGAUGAGCGGCAAUCAAAUCAACAACCUGGUAGAGCAAAAGCAAAACUACGCGAAGCCAGCGCAGAAGGGCAGAGACGGCGGCAGCGAACUGCGUGGAGUUUCGAAACAACAUUGUUUCAACUGCGGGUCAACUUCACACAUACGGUCACAAUGCGAAGCAGAGACAAAAUGUUUCAAGUGCAAUGGUAGUGGGCACAUUGCAAAAAAUUGUGACAAAUCGAACGGGAAGAGGACAGUAAGCAUAAUAACGAAUGACAAGAGAAACAAGAGAAUGCAGAUCAACAACAAAUAUUUUUCAUGUCUGAUUGAUACUGGCGCAGAUGUAUCGCUGAUGCAGCAAACUGUGUAUGAGAAACAUUUUAGCAAUUUGGAAUUGAGUAAAAGUUCGGCGAAAUUGUAUGGUUUGGGAAAUGUAACAACUACGGUUAAAGGUGCACUCAAAGCAGAAGUUUUGGUGGAUAAGAUAAAAUCCGAUCAUACAUUCCUUGUUAUAGCUGACAGCAAUAUAAGUUGCGAGGUGAUUGUGGGCUACGAUUUCAUUCAGCAAUUCCAAUUGGAAUUUAAUUCCGAUGGGUAUUUUUUUUCUGGAAAAAUUGAUCAGAAGCACGAUGGGACAUUUCAGUGUGUAUACAAUGUUGUAGAAUCGGGGCACGAAAUUGACGUUGCACCACAGUACAGAGAAGUUGUAAUGAAAUUAAUCAAUAAUUAUAAACCGGUUGCUAACCCUGCUGUACACCCUAUUCAAUUAAGAAUUGUAACAAAGGGAAAUCUACUAAACUUUAAUGAGAGUCCAACUCGAAUGUCAGGAGCAGAGCGUGGCGUUGUUAAAAAGCAAAUUGAGGAAUGGUUAGAAAAGGGUAUAGUGCGUGAAUCCACUGCAAAUAUAGCUAGCAAAGUCGUUCUAGCAAAAAAGAAAGAUGGCAGUUAUCGUGUUUGCAUAGAUUAUAGGAAACUGAAUGCCAAUGUUUUAAAAGACCGAUUCCCUGUACCGAUUAUUGACGAGGUUUUAGAGAAAAUGCAGUCAGCUAGAUUUUUUUCAGUGAUGGACCUGAAAAAUGGUUUUUUCCACGUCCCUAUCGAAGAAAGUAGCCAAAAGUUCACGGCAUUCGUUACGAAAGAGGGUUUAUAUGAAUUUACUAGGGCACCAUUUGGUUUCUGCAACUCACCUGCGGUGUUCGUUCGGUACGUUAUGUAUAUUUUUCAGCAGCUUAUAAACGAGGGAAUAAUGGAAAUGUAUGUAGACGACAUAGUAGUUUUUGGUCAAACAAGCGAUGAAUGCCUUACAAAUGUGCGAAAAGUGUUGCAAACAGCAGAACCUUACGGCUUGCAAAUUAAAUGGGCUAAGUCUAGGCCACUAACGCAGUUAUUGAAAAAAGAUGCAGCAUUUGUAAUGGGUGUCACAGAACAGCAAGCAGUACAGAAGUUGAAGGCAGCACUUACUCAAGACCCCGUUUUAAAGAUUUUCAAACAAAACGGAAAAACUCAACUUCAUGUCGAUGCAUCAAAGCAUGGCUUUGGGGCAACAUUGGUGCAGCAGCAUGAGAGCAAGUGGCAUCCGGUGUUUUACUGGAGCCGAAAGACGUCACCACAAGAAGAAAAACUUCACAGUUACUUUCUGGAAGUGAAGGCAGCAUAUCUAGCGACGAAACGUCUUCGUCAUUAUUUGAUGGGUAUACGGUUCGACUUAAUAACAGAUUGCGCAGCGUUUAAGCAGACAGCUGCCAAAAAAGAUGUGCCACGUGAAGUAGUUCAGUGGCUCAUGUACUUACAAGAUUUUGAUUUUAAUAUUGAGCAUCGUUCAGCAGAUAGAAUGAAACACGUAGAUACCUUAAGCCGCUAUCCGGUUAUGGUAAUCGAGUCACACAUAAAAGCAAAAAUUCGUAAAGCGCAGCAAAAUGAUGAACAUCUGAAGGCAGUAACUGCAGUUCUCGAACAGAAACCUUACGCUGACUAUGUUUUGAAAAACGGAGUUUUAUUUACACAAUUAAAGGGCCUAGAACUGCUCGUUGUACCACGAACUAAUAAUUCAGCCAAAUGGUAUAAUUAUACAGCGAUGGUGCAAAAAGCGAUUAACGCACAUGUUCAUACAACAACAAAAUUUACACCGUACGAAAUUAUGUUUGGUGUAAAAAUGAGAAACGAAAUGUCUGCCGAUGUAAUUAAGUUGCUCCAAGAUGAAAUGUUGGUCGCAUUCCAAGGGGAUCGCAACAAACUAAGAGAAGAGGCUCGAAUCAAUAUCCAAGCCGCCCAAGAAGUGUAUAAACGAAAUUUCGACAGGAGGCGUAAAAGUAGUCAGGGAUAUCAAAAGGCGGAUUUGGUGGCGAUAAAAGUAACACAGUUUUCAGAUAAAAAGUUGGGGAACAAGUUCAUCGGGCCUUAUAGCGUGGUCAAAGAUAAAGGUAAUGGGCGGUACGAGGUUGAAAAAGCAGCCGAUUUCGCUGGGCCGCACCUUACUUCUACCAGCGUCGACAAUAUGAAGCUUUGGGCGCAUUAUGCAGCUGAGAACGACGGGUCAUCUGGGACAGAUGACGAACAGGAUGACCGAAUGUGA
Messenger RNA from Anastrepha ludens (Mexican fruit fly), 3327 nucleotides. RefSeq lists its product as uncharacterized. Gene Ontology annotation, biological process: proteolysis. NCBI's taxonomy places the organism in Eukaryota, Metazoa, Arthropoda, Insecta, Diptera, Tephritidae. The transcript has 4 exons. The record is from RefSeq and is a predicted model, not a curated record. Gene Ontology annotation, molecular function: zinc ion binding; nucleic acid binding; aspartic-type endopeptidase activity. Bases 1 to 3327 code for a protein of 1108 amino acids.